AAUGUGUCCCUGCAUGAUAUGUCUACUGUCGAGGUGGAACAUAUAGCAUACACUUGUGUUCAGGCACACUUUGCAAUCAGUAAUAAAAACAAAUGGGCCAAAGCUGAUGGUAAAUUCAAUUACCAGGCCUUUUACUACAACAUUAUCAACUUUAUUUGUGAGUGCAAGGAUUGA
Suillus subaureus is the source of this 174-nucleotide messenger RNA. RefSeq lists its product as uncharacterized. The transcript is spliced from 2 exons. The record is from RefSeq and is a predicted model, not a curated record. NCBI's taxonomy places the organism in Eukaryota, Fungi, Basidiomycota, Agaricomycetes, Boletales, Suillaceae. The annotation marks the transcript as partial.